This is a messenger RNA of Pseudozyma hubeiensis SY62, 465 nucleotides long. Its product is annotated as isochorismatase. The record is from RefSeq and is a predicted model, not a curated record. The transcript has a single exon. The coding region runs from base 1 to 465 and encodes 154 amino acids. Lineage: Eukaryota; Fungi; Basidiomycota; Ustilaginomycetes; Ustilaginales; Ustilaginaceae.
AUGUCCCCCAACGGCGCUUUCAGCGUUGCUCAACUCGGUCAGCUUGAUGCCAACACCAAGAUCGGAUUCUCUGCUACCUCGGAUUGCAAGCAGACGUACACGCCGGACUUGAAGGAAUUGAUGGCGCUGGAGAAGAGUCAAGCUUGCACGGGGUAUGUCGUCGGUGACAAAGAAUCGAAGGGAGUUGUCCCUGAACAAAUUGCAGACAACAAAAGUGGAAGUGACGCGAAGAAGAGCGACAAGCAGCAAGCUCAGCAGGGGUCUCAGCAGCCAGGUUCCGCAGAGCAAGGUGGUCUGGUCAGGCGCAACAAUGCGCCCUUCAGUGGUUUCUUCAAGAAGAGAACCACUGAUGAGUCGCACAUCAUGAUGCCAGCGCCCGCCGACCUGGGCGAUGGAAGCAAGCCUGACGUGCCUGCGAGUCAGAGCAAGGGUCAACUCUCGUACGUGAUGCUUGUCCAGGCUUGA